UGCUCUCAUUUUCAACCUUACAUUUUGGCCUUUUUCGCUGCUUGCGUUUUACAGUGGAAAUUAAAAUCUGUGAAUUACAGAAUUUGAAUGCAAAUUGGAUUUAUGAACCGAUAUAAUUUAUUAUUUAUAAAGUAAAGAAUUUAGUGGAAAUCUAUCCUUUCAUUGGAAAUUUAUACCCAGUACAAUUUGUGGGAAGUUGAUCACGUGGACUAUAUUCCGUUAAAUCUACCAUCGCAUAUUGAACAGUAAGUGUAUGAACUAAAUUUUCAAAUAUUGUCGCCUUUACUCUUCGAUAAUGAAUAUCUCGUCAUAAAUUUCGAUUUUUCUAUUAUUUGUUUUGCUUGAAGUUGACUCUAAUAAGUGAAAAUGCCGCAAUACUUUCAAAGGCCGGAAAAUGCUCUUAAAAGAGCGAAUGAGUUCAGUGAUGUUGGAAAACAGCAAGCAGCUCUGGAUGCUCUUUAUGAUGUUAUUAAAAGUCGGAAACAUAGAACAUGGCAAAAAAUACAUGAGCCAAUUAUGAACAAAUAUUUGGAGUUAUGUGUUGAAUUAAAGAAAAGCCAUGUCGCUAAAGAAGGUCUUUUCCAAUACCGAAAUAUUUGUCAACAAGUUAAUAUUAAAUCUCUGGAAGAUGUUGUUCGAAGAUAUCUUGCGCUUGCUGAAGAAAAAACGGAAGCAGCAAGGGAAGAAUCCCAGCAAGCUGUUGUAGAUAUUGAUGAUUUGGAUCAAGUUCAAACACCAGAAAAUUUAUUACUUAGUGCUGUUAGUAGUGAAGAUACUCAAGACAGAACAGAUCGAGUUGUUCUAACUCCAUGGGUCAAAUUCUUAUGGGAAUCCUAUCGACAAUGUCUUGAGUUGCUACGUAACAAUUCUCGAGUUGAGAGAUUAUACCAUGAUAUAGCUGCACAAGCUUUUAGAUUUUGUUUGAAAUAUAAUCGUAAAACUGAAUUUCGCAAGCUUUGUGAUAAUUUAAGAGCUCAUCUUGGGCAUAUUAAUAAACAUCAAAAUCAGCAAACAGCUGUCAACUUAAAUAAUCCUGAAAGUCAAGCAAUGCAUCUAGAAACUCGCCUUGUUCAGUUGGAUAGUGCUAUACAAAUGGAAUUAUGGCAAGAAGCUUAUAAAGCUAUUGAAGAUAUACAUGGUUUGAUGAAUCUGUCAAAAAAAGCUCCAAAUCCUCGAUUAAUGGCAAAUUAUUAUCAGAAAUUGGCUCUUGUUUUUUGGAAGAGUAAUAAUUAUUUAUUCCACGCAGCAGCUUUGUUUCGUCUUUUUCAUUUGUCUCGGGAACAAAAGAAAAAUAUUACUGCAGAUGAAAUUUUGAAAAUGGCUUCCCGUGUAGUUCUAGCAACUCUAGCCAUUCCAAUGCCUCCAAAUCGUACUGAAAUUGAUCGUUUAGUUGAAACUGAUGAAAAUGUUAUUGAUAAAAAUCAUCGUUUAUUGUCUACAUUACUGGGAUUGCCAAAUCCCCCAAGUAGAGCACUACUCAUUAAAGAUCUUGUUCGAUUUGGAAUAAUACAGUAUGCUCCAGUGCAGUUGCAAGAUUUAUACCGAUGGCUUGAAACUGAAUUUCAUCCUCUGAAGCUUUGUAAACGUGUGCAGCAAUCUUUUGAAUUUUUAAACAAAUGGGAUGAAUUUCCUGAACUCCGACAGUAUAUUGUACCUAUUCAAGACAUAACUAUUGUUAGAUUAGUAAAAGAAAUAUCGCAAGUCUAUCAAACCAUACAGUUUGCCCGUUUGUUGGAAUUAGCACCUUUUAUUGAACCUUUUACUUUAGAAUAUCUGAUUGUAGAAGUAGCUCGUAGGAAUGAUUUACAAGUACGUAUUGAUCACCGUAAGAAGUGUUUUCACUUUGGUGCUGAAUUAAAUGUUUCUCAACGUGAAGAAGUAAUAGAAGGUCCCCACCUUCAAAGUAUGCCCAGUGAACAAAUGAGACACCAACUUGUUACUGUCUAUAGUACUCUUUCUGAAGUGGCACGUUAUAUAGAACCAGAUAAAUUGAAGAAAGAGAGAAAAGAUAUAGCCAAGGAAAUAAUUAAAGCUUAUACAUUGACUUCAUCAAAGGAACAUAUGCGCUUGUUAAAUAGGCAGCAAAUUAUUGAAGAACGCAAAGAAAUGUUGGAGAAUUUAAAUUAUCAAAAAGAAGCUGAAGAAAAGAAACUGUUGGAAGACAAACAGCAAAAACUUCGUGAAGCUGAGAAAGAAAGGAUGCAACGAGAGACAGAAGAAAGAACAAAACAACGGCUCUUGCGUGAACAAAAUGAAAUGAAGAGGAAGGUGGUUAUGGAGAAAAUAGAACAGUUGAAAAAAACUGAAAUUGGUUGUAGAAUAUUUGAAGGUAUGGAUGAAGAGGAAUUAGAAAAAUUAGAUCCUGAUGAUCUCCUUAAUAAGCAUGUUGAACAACUUGAACGAGAAAGAAAAGAUUUACAGUCUAAAUUGCGCAAACAAGAAAGGAAAGUAGAUCAUCUUGAAAGAGCAAAACGAAUUGAAGAAAUACCUUUAUUGCAGGCUGAAUAUGAAGAAAAUAAAGUCAAAGAUUUAGAAUUCUGGGAACAGCAUGAAAAAGAAAGAAUAAAACUUAUCAAUGAAGAGAGGACACUUGCUGUUCAAGAACGAGAUCGCUUGCUGAGACUGAAGGACGACAAAGAUGCUUUCUUGGAACGUCUCAAGAAAGCUAGAGCAUCUGAAUAUCAAGAAAAACUAGAAGAAUUCAAUAAAACUUUGGCAGAGGAAAGGAAGCAAAGACUGGAAGAAAGAAGACAAAAAAGAAAAGAAGAGAGAAGAACUGCUUGGCAUAAAGAACAAGAAGAGAAGAGACAAAGAAUGAUUGAUGAGCAAUUAAAAAGAGAGCGUGAAGAAGCUCUAGCAAAAUUAGAAGAAAUUGAAGCUAAAAAGAGAGCAAAAGAAAGAGAAAUAGAAGAGAGAUUGAAACGUGAAGAAGCUGCUGCUUUAGAGCGGAAACGUGAAGAAGAGAAGGCACUCAAUCGAACUAAAGAAACUGAAAGACCAAAAUCAAAUUGGAGAGAAAGGGAAUUAGAAAAAAAACAGAGUUGGUUGCCAAGGGAAGAUAAGGAGAGAGAGCCGUCUAGGACAGAUACAGAGAUGGAUUGGAGGAGAAAAGAUGAUAGUGUACCCCGUAGAUUGGAUGAUGGUGCACCCCGGAGAUUGGAUGAUGCUGCACCCCGGAGAUUGGAUGAUCGUGAAAAGACUGAUGAUUGGAGAAAGAAGACUGAUCGGCCUAAAGAAGGAUCAUCUUGGCGAAGAGAUGCACCAGCUGCUGCUCCUCGAGGAGGUGGUGGCUUUGAAAGAGAUCGCGAUUGGCGGUCGUCAGAAGACCGUGAUAAAUCUGAUUGGAGAUCUGGUUCUGGACCUGAUAAAUUCAUGAGCAGAAGUAAAGACGAGCGAGAUUCUAGACGACCUGGCGAUUCUGAACGCAACCCAAGAGAUAGAAUGGAUGAUCGCGAUCGCUAUAGCAAACCAUCUGAUCGUGGCUUUGACCGAGAAAGGUUUGCAAAAGAUGGCGAUGGUGGAAGCCGAUUGGAUCGUGACAGAUAUCCUCCAAGUCGUGGUGAACGAGAUUCUGGCUCCAGAAUGGACAGAGGGGGCCGAGCUGGUGAUGGAAGGGCAGAGGAUAGAGGCAGUUGGAGAAGUGGAGGUUUUAAGAGAGAUGCUCCACCUCCUGACAGUGGUAUGUCUUGGCGAGAUCGCAAUCCUCCCAGAGGAGAACCUGAAGAUCGAGGAGACAAAAGAGGGCCACCACGAGAUUCUGGUCGUCGGGAUAGGAGUAAUGAAGAAGAUGAUGGAUUUACUAGAGUCCGACGUUAAAUAAUAAACUUUUAUCUGGCUGUAGAUUUUUUUUGUUUGAUAUUGUAAGCUAUUUCAAUAUUUUUUCUCAAAUUUGUAAGGUAUAUUUUUUAUGGUUUUAGUGGGAAUAUUUUUGUAAUAAGUAGUUAUACUGCUCCAAAUAUAUCUUAUUAGUUUCAGUCUUACUGUGUAAUAUGUUUAAUUUUAAUAUUAAACAUUUGACAUUUAAAAAAAAAAAUUUGGUAAAACUUCUAAACUUUCUAAAUAUGUCUUUCCUUUAUAGUAACAAUAAGAAUUUUCCAUAGUAAUCUUUUUUUCCCUUGCUUUGUUUACUUUAAUAUAUUUAUUGUACUGUGUCAGUUUAUUUGAUUGAAUAUUGUAUCUUUAAUAUUACUUUUGCUUCGUGUUAAAGGAUAAAUUUGGAUUUGUGAAAAAUUGUGAUUAAAUUGAUAAAUACUGUCUCUAUUAUUAUAAAAUGCUAUAGAUAAAAAAAGAAAAUUAAAAUUAGAUUGUUUAUUAUAUGUAGCAUUCAUCAUUAGUUCAGAAUUUUUUCUAGCUCAUUUUAAAUUUAACUAAGUUUUUGUUUGGUAGAAUACAGUUAGUUAACCAUAAUUUAUAAAAUUUUAAUCAUUAUAAACUGUUAAAAAUGUUUUUGUUUUGUUUGUGUUUAAAACUUUCAGAAUAGUUAAUUAAUUAAUGGAGCAUAAAGUGUGUAAAAGAAUGCAAAAUUAUAAAUUUCAUUUUCAUUUGUUAUUGAAUAAGUUACAAAUUUUUCUUUUUGAUCAUCAUUUCUGAGUAUUAAUAUUUCAGAAAUUUUGUGCAAUUUACAAAAGUAGUAAUGAAUGCAUGAUUUGAAAAUGAA
Molecule: messenger RNA, 4657 nt
Organism: Argiope bruennichi
Lineage: Eukaryota; Metazoa; Arthropoda; Arachnida; Araneae; Araneidae
Gene: eIF3a
Product: eukaryotic translation initiation factor 3 subunit A-like
Exons: 1
Coding region: 367-3816 (1149 amino acids)
Biological process (GO): formation of cytoplasmic translation initiation complex; translation reinitiation
Cellular component (GO): eukaryotic translation initiation factor 3 complex, eIF3e; eukaryotic translation initiation factor 3 complex, eIF3m; multi-eIF complex
Molecular function (GO): translation initiation factor activity; mRNA binding
Source: RefSeq, a predicted model, not a curated record